AUGGAUAGACAUUAUUUCAUUGAUGAUAUGAGAGUGAUAGUUGAAAUUAAUGAAGUGGUUAAUCAGAUUCCAUUAAUGAGACGUGUAACAUUUUAUAAAAUUCGUAAGAAUCCACUGGAAGAACUUCAAGAAGCCGAAUUUAAAAUGAAAUACAGAUUUUCUCGCGGUACUGCCGUUUUCCUUAUUGACAUAGUGAAAAAUGAUUUGGCCGGUGAUUCAAGAGGUGGAUUUAUACCACCCCAUCUAAAAGUUUUGACUGCUAUAAGAACAUGGGCCCGUGGAGAGAUACAAGAUGAUGCAGGAGAUCUAAGUGGAAUGAGCCAGCCAAGAAUAUCACUUGUAUGCAAAGAAGUUGCUUUAGCACUAGUAGCACAAAGAGCACAGUGGAUUAAAAUGCCACAAAGUGAUGUGGAGCAGAAGCAUGUGAUUACAGGUUUUUAUUCAGUAUGUGGAUUUAGACAAGUGAUAGGGGCUAUUGAUUGCACACAUAUUCGAAUCCCGAAAGUUGUGUCAAAUGCUAAUUUAGAGAUCAUGGAAAUAGUGGCACAUUGGCGAGGCAGCACACAUGACUCAAGAAUAUUUAAUGAAAGUCGCAUAAAACAAAGGUUUGAGCAGUCAGAAUUUAAAGGCAGGCUUCUCGGAGAUUCUGGUUAUGCUUGUACUCCUUAUUUAUUCACUCCUAUCCUGCGUCCCAAUACACAAAAGGAAGAAAUGUACAACCGAUCGCACAUCAGGACCCGAAACACUGUAGAACGAUGCUUUGGAGUGUGGAAGCAAAGGUUUCGGUGUUUACAGCUAGGACUUAAUACAAAAUUAGUGAAUACAAAACUAUAUGUUGCUGCAUUGGCAAUACUGCAGAACAUUGCAAUGCACAAGCAAGAUCUGCUUGAGGAUGCAAUAGAAGAUGAUAGAAACGUUCCAGUUACAGAAUUAGUAAAUAACUACCUAAGAGGAAGUUCAGUACGGGCAGCAUUUAUUAAUGAAAAUUUUAAAAAUAAUUAA
Molecule: messenger RNA, 1002 nt
Organism: Parnassius mnemosyne (clouded apollo)
Lineage: Eukaryota; Metazoa; Arthropoda; Insecta; Lepidoptera; Papilionidae
Source: the annotation of a GenBank genome assembly